UGCAGAAUGCCUCAGCAUCAGACAGAAAAGAGGCUUGCAAGCUCCACUCUCCUGCUUCUGCUCUUGCCACCACUUCACAGCCAACAUGAAGAUCUCUGUGGCUGCCCUUGCUGUUCUCAUUGCAGCCUUCUGCUACCAGACCUCCGCUGCUCCACUUGGCGCUGACACACCAACCUCCUGCUGUUUCACCUACGUCUCCCGGCAGCUGCCCCGCAGCUUAGUGAUGGACUACUAUGAGACCAACAGCUUGUGCUCCAAGUCAGCUAUCGUGUUUAUCACAAGGAAAGGCCAUCAAGUCUGUGCCAACCCCGAGAGCAAAUGGGUCCAGGGGUACAUGAGCGAGCUAAGACGGAAGUGAAGCAAGAGGACAGACUGUGAUGGCUGUGCCACGCUCGGUCCCCACUGCUACCAGGACAAGCAAGCUAUUGCCAGCAAAGGAUUCAGUCAGAAAUGCUUCAAUAUCAUUUAAAGCUAGUUAAGAAACUGAAAAUGUUCAAAACAUGCUUUUAAUAUUUUUCUAUUUAUAUAUUUAACAUUUUAUAGGGGAGAGAGCAGGUCAAAUAACUACUCCAGCCAAAUAUGAAGAAUAUUUAAUAGAUAUAUUUUUUUAAUGAAGCCUCUUGUUCAAUUUGUAUUUUUUGUAUUUAAUUAAUUGUAAUUUUGA
Messenger RNA from Dromaius novaehollandiae (emu), 664 nucleotides. Its product is annotated as C-C motif chemokine 4 homolog. The coding region runs from base 86 to 358 and encodes 90 amino acids. Lineage: Eukaryota; Metazoa; Chordata; Aves; Casuariiformes; Dromaiidae. Gene Ontology annotation, cellular component: extracellular region. The transcript is spliced from 3 exons. Gene Ontology annotation, biological process: eosinophil chemotaxis; immune response. The record is from RefSeq and is a predicted model, not a curated record. Gene Ontology annotation, molecular function: chemokine activity.